Mucor velutinosus is the source of this 1422-nucleotide messenger RNA. RefSeq lists its product as uncharacterized. The record is from RefSeq and is a predicted model, not a curated record. The transcript has 5 exons. Gene Ontology annotation, biological process: interstrand cross-link repair. Gene Ontology annotation, cellular component: Fanconi anaemia nuclear complex. Lineage: Eukaryota; Fungi; Mucoromycota; Mucoromycetes; Mucorales; Mucoraceae. Bases 1 to 1422 code for a protein of 473 amino acids.
AUGUGUCAGAAUGUAUCAUUCUCAUCGGUACAGUUCAACCAGAUUGUAAGCGAGCAAGCUGUCAAUACUGUUCGACUGCUUGAAUACUACUACAAGCUCUACAUUCGCCUCGAAAUACUUGCUUUAAGUCUGCCAUCUAUUCUUCAACACGUAGAGAACUUGGACGAAACAUUGCUUGAUUUGAUCAGUCAAAAUGAAGAUGUUGCUAAAGCCUACAUACCACACCUGUCCGAAGAACUACUAGACCAAUUCUUUGAGAAAGACGGCAGACAACUGACAAGCUGGACAGCCUUGAUGACACCCCACACUGCGCAACGACUGCACUUGAUACUGGAAUACUAUGCUGAUUGCAUGCCGUUUAAUCAGCUCAAAGCCAUUUUGAUCCGCCUAAUGAGCUUCCACAAGGUUCGCCCUAAAAAUGAUGAUGAGAACCCCAAUAUAUGCUUUUAUCGACAAUUGAGACAUGUCAAGCAAUCUUUGUUCAGCUCGACAAUACAGAGACAAACUAAAGCGUACGACUCCUUUCUUGCCAAGAAGUCCAUCUACCUGCUGAUAUCGCAGUGGUUUUUUGAAUUCAAUGUGGCAUCUGAGAACAGCUUAACACAGUUUAUAGCUCAUAUUGCAUCCACGGGUUCCAGUCUUGAGAGGGGAUCUGAAGUGAUGGACAUGUCCGUAUUACUCUACUCGUAUUUCACGGCUUGCAAAGACUUGAAUGCUUCAGGAGGCGAUGUGUUACGUAUCUUUGAUAUCAUUGAAGCUGUCAAUACUGCUGUGAGGCAAUCGCUUGAACGAGACGAGUCGAGUGAGUUGGGUGUCAUCUUGACAUUGACUCAGAUCGCAUUGGAACACAUGCACGCGUCUGUUGGCUACACGUAUGCUAGUUGGUUUGAGGCAACAUUUGUAUCAAGUAGCAGUAUACUAGACAAACGAACCAGCACAGUAUUUAUCAAGAUUUUGCUUCAAAUGACGCUGUAUGAACUACCCAGCGUCCUUCAGAUACACGGAAAAGCAUUGUCCAAUUGUUCAACCAUUCCAAACUCGCAAGUGUAUGUAUCUGCUGUGCGUAAACGGCUGUUGGAGUUGGGAUUGAAUCAACAUUUGAAAAAUUACCCUACUUCGAUAAUGACUCCUUUGCGAGCAGAAAGCAUCACCGAAACACUGAACAUACCCGAUGAAGUAGAGGAAGUGCUGCAACAAUUCACACAAAAGAACAACACUGUACCAAAAACACUACUACAGGCCUCUGUGUUCCAUAGACAAUGGUUCGUUUUCACAUUUCUACCGAAACUAUUCGCUUGGCAGGGCAGACACAUGGAGACUCGCAACAAUCUCAUCAUGGCCCUCAAAAAGCUAAACAAGAUACCCGAUAGUCUGUACAAACCCUUCAUGCAACAGCAGCAGCAGAAAAUCAAGCGCAAAUAA